AUGAAGUUGACAUCACCUGAUAUCCAUAAGGACAUUUCAUGUGCUAUUUCAACUGAAAUUAUCAAUGCAAUCAUCAUGGAUAUUGGUGAUUCGUUAUUUGCCAUUCUUGUUGAUGAAUCAUGUGACAUGUCUUCAAAUGAGCAGAUGGCAAUUGUGCUACAUUAUAUGGAUAAAGGUCAGGUAAUUGAACAUUUUGUAGGUAUUGUGCAUGUUACAGAUACUAAAUCUUCCUCACUCAAGUUAGCCGUUGACGAUUUCUUUUCGAGACAUGGAUUAAGCAUCUCUAGAUUGCGAGGGCAAGGUUAUGAUGGCGCAAGUAAUAUGAUAGGUGAGUUUAGUGGUCUUAAAACACUCAUUCUAAAUGAGAAUGACUCUGCUUUUUAUGUUCAUUGUUUUGCUCAUCAACUUCAACUAGCUCUAGUAGUUGUGGCAAAGAAACAUUCAGAAAUUGCAGGUUUAUUUACUAUGGUUUCUAAUGUGGUGAAUGUUGUGGGUGCAUUCGCUAAGUGCCGUGAUAUGCUGAGAGAAAAGCAUGCUGAUGCAAUUUUUGAAGCACUCAAUAAUAAUGAGCUCUUAAAUGGGCAAGCUCUGAAUCAAGAAACUAAUCUUAAGCAGUCUAGUGAUACACGAUGGAGCUCUCAUUAUAAUUGUUUAAUCAGUUUGGAAAACAUGUUCCCAUCUGUGAUAGAUGUGCUUAAGAUUGUAAGAACAGAUGGAUCAGAUUAUGAACAAAAAUUUGAAGCAAAGGUUCUAUUAACUUUUAUGCAAUCAUUCAGCUUCAUUUUUGGUCUACACUUGAUGAAAAGAAUUUUGGGAAUCACAAACGACUUGUCUCAGGCAUUACAAAAGAAAGAUCAAGAUAUUGUAAAGGAAGAUUGCAAAGUAUGA
Molecule: messenger RNA, 888 nt
Organism: Prunus avium (sweet cherry)
Lineage: Eukaryota; Viridiplantae; Streptophyta; Magnoliopsida; Rosales; Rosaceae
Source: RefSeq, a predicted model, not a curated record